Cordyceps fumosorosea ARSEF 2679 is the source of this 1017-nucleotide messenger RNA. RefSeq names its product NAD(P)-binding domain protein. The record is from RefSeq and is a predicted model, not a curated record. NCBI's taxonomy places the organism in Eukaryota, Fungi, Ascomycota, Sordariomycetes, Hypocreales, Cordycipitaceae. Gene Ontology annotation, cellular component: endoplasmic reticulum. The transcript has 2 exons. Gene Ontology annotation, molecular function: ketoreductase activity. Gene Ontology annotation, biological process: fatty acid elongation. The coding region runs from base 1 to 1017 and encodes 338 amino acids.
AUGGACAAGGUUAACCAGCUUCUCGGCAAGUUGCCCGCGAUGCCGCACUGCGGCCUGGUGCUUCUCGCCACCAUCGGCGGUCUGUUUGUCGCCUCCAAGCUGUUUAGCUACCUGCGCCUCGUCCUCGGCUCCUUUAUCCUGCCGGGCACCAACCUCCGCACGUACGGCAAGCCCGGCACCUGGGCCGUCGUCACCGGCGCUUCGGACGGCCUCGGCAAGGAGUUUGCCUCGCAGCUCGCCGCCACGGGCUUCAACCUCGUCCUCGUCUCCCGCACGCAGUCCAAGCUCGAUGCGCUGGCCAACGAGAUCACGGCCAAGUACACCGCCCAGGCGACACAGGUCAAGACGCUGGCCAUGGACUUUACGCAGGACAACGACGCCGACUACGAGCGCCUCGCCGCCCUCGUCCGCGGCCUCGACGUCGGCAUCCUGAUCAACAACGUCGGCCAGAGCCACAGCAUCCCCGUGUCCUUCCUCGAGACGCCGCGCGACGAGCUGCAAAACAUUGUCACCAUCAACUGCCUGGGCACGCUCAAGGUCACGCAGGUCGUCGCGCCGAUCCUGAAGCAGCGCCGCGGCCGGGGCCUCGUGCUCACCAUGGGCUCGUUUGGCGGCUGGACCCCGACGCCGUACCUGGCCACCUACUCGGGCAGCAAGGCCUUCCUGCAGCAGUGGAGCAACGCCCUGGCUGCGGAGCUUGCUGACGACGGCGUUGACGUCCAGCUCGUCCUCAGCCACCUCGUCACCACGGCCAUGAGCAAGAUUCGCCGUGCCAGCCUGCUCGUCCCCAACGCCCGCCCGUUUGUCAAGGCCGCCCUCGGCAAGGUCGGCACCGGCGGCUACCAGACGGCGCCCAACACGUACACCCCGUGGUGGAGCCAUGCGUUUAUGCUGUGGUUCAUUGAGAACAUUCCCGGCGUCAACAGCCCGCUAACCAUCUCCAUUAACAAGGGCAUGCACCUAGAUAUCCGCAAGCGUGCUCUGCGCAAGGCUGAGCGCGAGGCCAAGAAGCAGUAA